This is a messenger RNA of Seriola dumerili (greater amberjack), 3098 nucleotides long. RefSeq names its product delta-1-pyrroline-5-carboxylate synthase-like. Bases 206 to 2545 code for a protein of 779 amino acids. Gene Ontology annotation, cellular component: cytoplasm; mitochondrion. Lineage: Eukaryota; Metazoa; Chordata; Actinopteri; Carangiformes; Carangidae. Gene Ontology annotation, molecular function: glutamate-5-semialdehyde dehydrogenase (NADP+) activity; ATP binding; glutamate 5-kinase activity. The record is from RefSeq and is a predicted model, not a curated record. The transcript has 17 exons.
UCCUUCGUGAAUAGCUCAAUUAACGCUGUACUCAACCAACGUGGGCUGUGGAUGUGGCAGCAAAGUAACGCCAGUCCUGCUGACUACGUGUCCUCUGCAGUGCACUCACAAGUGUAGUUGUGGUUGGUGUUUGUAUAUUUCCGUAUUGUCUGUAACCUGGCACUGGUUUGUGUGUUCAUCACAGCUGUCCUCAAGCAUCAGUGCCAUGUUUGCCAGGCUGGCCUUGUGCUCUCGCCUGCCAUCCAGAAACUGGCAGUCAAAUUGCAGUCGAGUUUCCAUCAGAGCUUUUUCCCAAGCUAAAUUCUCACUCCCACGUCCCCAUGGGAAGUCUUUUGCCCACCGCAGUGAGUUAAAGCAGGCCAAACGCAUUGUAGUGAAGCUGGGGAGUGCUGUGGUGACACGUGGAGAUGAGUGCGGCCUGGCACUGGGGCGACUGGCCUCAAUAGUAGAGCAGGUGGCCAUGCUACAGAAUCAAGGCAGGGAGAUGAUGAUUGUCACCAGUGGUGCUGUGGCAUUUGGGAAGCAGAGACUGAGACAUGAGAUCCUGCUGUCUCAGAGUGUCAGACAAGCCUUGCAUUCUGGACAAAACCAACUCAAAGACAUGUCAAUUCCAGUUUUGGAGGCAAGAGCCUGUGCAGCUGCUGGACAGAGCGGUCUGAUGGCGUUGUAUGAAGCUAUGUUCACCCAGUACAGCAUCUGCACUGCACAAAUUCUGGUCACCAAUCUGGAUUUUCAUGAUGAGCAGAAGCGCCGCAAUCUGAACAGCACACUUCAUGAACUGCUACGGAUGAACAUAGUUCCUAUCAUCAACACCAAUGAUGCUGUUGUUCCACCCCCUGUUCCCAACAGUGACCUACAGGGGGUAAAUGUAAUAAGUAUCAAGGAUAAUGACAGCUUGGCUGCACGACUUGCUGUUGAAAUGAAAGCGGACCUCCUUAUUGCCCUGUCUGAUGUUCAAGGCUUAUUCGACAGUCCCCCGGGAACAGAUGAUGCCAAGCUUAUUGAUAUAUUCUAUCCUGGAGACCAGCAGUCAAUCACGUACGGCACUAAGUCCAGAGUUGGCAUUGGCGGCAUGGAAGCCAAGGUCAAAGCAGCACUUUGGGCACUACAGGGUGGGACGUCUGUUGUCAUUGCCAAUGGCACAGAUCCUAAAGUCACAGGCCACGUCAUCACAGACAUUGUGGAAGGGAAGAAAGUUGGCACCUUCUUCUCAGAAGUGAAACCUGCAGGUCCAACUGUGGAGCAGCAGACAGAGAUGGCCCGGCAUGCAGGCAGGGCUUUGGCCUCCCUGCUCCCUGAACAGAGAGGAGAGAUCAUCUGCUGCCUUUCUGAGCUGCUCACAGAGAAGAAAGAAGAGAUUCUCAGUGCCAACAAGAGAGACAUGGAGUUAGCAACAGCAUCAGGUCGUUUCUCCCAGGCUCUGAUCGACCGCCUGAGUCUGUCAACUGCUAAGCUAAACAGCCUCGCCAUUGGCCUCCGUCAGCUUGCUGUGUCCUCCAGAGAUAGUGUGGGACGGGUGCUGAGGAGGACCAGGGUGGCCAACAACCUGGAGCUGGAACAGAUCACUGUCCCCAUCGGUGUCUUGCUGGUCAUUUUUGAGUCACGUCCUGAUUGUCUCCCGCAGGUGUCAGCUCUGGCUAUCGCCAGUGGAAAUGCUUUGCUACUGAAGGGGGGUAAAGAAGCUGCUCACACUAAUAAAAUUUUACAUCAACUAACCCAGGAAGCACUUUCCAUUCAUGGAGUGACAGAUGCCAUUCAACUGGUGAGCACACGAGAAGAAGUUGAGGAUCUUUGCAGACUAGAUAAGUUGAUCGACCUCAUCAUUCCAAGGGGCUCAUCCGAGCUGGUCCGGGAAAUCCAAAGGGCAGCAAAGGGUAUUCCCGUACUGGGCCACAGCGAGGGCGUUUGUCACAUCUAUGUAGACAACGAUGCCAGCAUAGACAAGGCUAUUGAUGUUGUUAAAGACUCCAAAUGUGACUACCCUGCGGCCUGUAAUGCCAUGGAGACCCUCCUUAUCCACAAAGACUUACUGCGAACUCCUAUAUUUGACCAGAUCAUUGAUAUGCUGAGAAUAGAACACGUGAAGAUUCAUGCAGGGCCCCGGUUUGCAUCCUAUUUAACUUUCAGCCCAUCCGAGGUGAAGUCUCUGAGGACAGAGUAUGGGGACCUGGAGUGCUGCAUUGAGGUGGUAGACAGCAUGCAGGAUGCUGUGGACCACAUCCACAAAUAUGGCAGCUCCCACACGGAUGUCAUUGUUACAGAAAACGAAGAAACUGCUGAACAGUUUCUGCAGCAGGUGGACAGUGCCUGUGUAUUCUGGAACUCCAGUUCUCGCUUUGCUGAUGGUUACCGCUUUGGCCUAGGCGCUGAAGUUGGUAUCAGUACGGCGCGCAUACAUGCCAGAGGUCCAGUGGGUUUGGAGGGGCUUCUGACCACCAAAUGGAUUCUUCGAGGGGAAGGGCACACUGUGGCUGACUUCUCUGAGCAAGGCAGUAUGAAAUACCUUCAUGAAAACAUCCCUAUACCCCAGGGGAGUUUUAGUUAGGUGCUCAACCAAAGAGCCAUCACCAGGAGUCAAGAUAAGUGUUGUCUGCCCAGUUUAUUUAAAGGCUUGUCUGCCAGUAGCACUUCAUCUUUUCAGCUGCUGCAUCAUCACCUGUAUAAAUCCCUCAUGGUGGUGCAGGAAGCUUGCAUGCUGAAUUGAGGCUAUUUUUACUGGACAAACAAGUUCCUGGUUUUGUGAACCUGUGCAUAAACCUCAGAAUCUGUUUUUUGUUUUUAAAGAUGAAUACCAAUCUCCUGACUGCUUCUUACACAAUAUACAUAUAUAUUAUGGUAAAAAGAAAAAAGGAAAUUAAUUCCGUUAUGUAUGUGUGACAGUGUGACAGGUGAAACUCUUUCAUCUGUAAUGUCAUUUUUUAUAAUGGCAGAAAAAUAAAUCAUUGGUCCAGCUGUGAUUUUCUAACUUAUUUUUCUACAUACAAACUCUCCAUUGGUGUUUUUGUAAUUUACUGUAAGUGUUUUGGGGUGGGAUUUUGGUUCAGUUUUAUCUUGCUGUCCUUUUUGCACAGAUGAUUGAAUAAAUACAGUGUACAGUU